This is a messenger RNA of Astyanax mexicanus (Mexican tetra), 1632 nucleotides long. RefSeq names its product bystin-like (gene bysl). The record is from RefSeq and is a predicted model, not a curated record. Gene Ontology annotation, molecular function: snoRNA binding. NCBI's taxonomy places the organism in Eukaryota, Metazoa, Chordata, Actinopteri, Characiformes, Acestrorhamphidae. The transcript is spliced from 7 exons. Gene Ontology annotation, biological process: rRNA processing. The coding region runs from base 116 to 1423 and encodes 435 amino acids. Gene Ontology annotation, cellular component: nucleolus; preribosome, small subunit precursor; cytoplasm.
CAGAGCACCCCCUGCGUUACCUCACCUCCAUUAGCGUUGAGGGAAACCCACGUGUGUGCGACAGAGGGUUUUGGUAGAACUUAAAACUCCAUUUAUAUCUGAGCAGUCUGUCGCCAUGCCGAAGGUAAAGAGGGAUAAAGGUGGUGGACCGGACCGGGCCGGAGGUUCUGUAGCCCUGGCCGAUCAGCUGCUUCAGUCCGACACCAUCAGAACCAACAGCCGGGUCAAAAACCGGGGCAGAAAACAGGAGGAGGAGGACUAUGUGGACGAGAAGCUCUCCAGGAGGAUUCUGGAGCAGGCUCGGAUUCAGCAAGAAGAGCUGCAGACUGAGUUCGGAGUCACACCAGAGGCCAAGAAGAAACCUUCUACUGUUCUGGGUCCACAUACUCAGGAUGGAGACUCUGAUGAGGAAUGGCCAGAGCUGGGUGCCAUGGGAACAGAGGAUCAUGAGGUGGGGGCGGUUGCUGAGGUGGAGGUGGAUCCGGAUGAUGAAAAAGCCAUACAGAUGUUCAUGAACAAAAACCCACCAGUGAGGCGCACUCUAGCCGAUAUAAUCAUGGAGAAGUUAACAGAGAAGCAGACGGAGGUGGGCACUGUGAUGUCGGAGGUGUCGGGGAUGCCCAAUCCACAGCUGGACCCCAGGGUGAUUGAAGUGUACAGAGGAGUCAGUAAGGUUCUUUGUAGGUAUCGCAGUGGGAAGCUGCCCAAAGCCUUUAAAAUCAUCCCAGCGCUCUCAAACUGGGAGCAGGUGCUUUACCUCACAGAUCCGGAGAAGUGGACGGCUGCCGCCAUGUACCAGGCCACACGGAUCUUCUCCGCUAAUCUAAAAGAGCGAAUGGCCCAACGCUUCUACAACCUAGUGCUGCUGCCGCGGAUCCGGGACGACAUCGCAGAGUACAAGCGGCUGAACUUUCACCUGUACGGCUCCCUGAAGAAGGCCCUGUUUAAGCCUGGGGCGUGGUUUAAAGGAAUCCUCAUCCCGCUGUGUGAGUCGGGUACCUGCACUCUGAGAGAGGCCAUUAUAAUCGGCAGCAUCAUCACCAAGUGCUCCAUCCCCGUACUGCACUCUAGCGCUGCCAUGUUGAAACUGGCUGAGAUGGAAUACAACGGUGCCAACAGCAUCUUCCUGCGUCUGCUAAUGGAUAAGAAAUACGCGCUGCCCUUCCGCGUGCUGGACGCUCUGGUGGCCCAUUUCCUGUCGUUCCGCUCAGAGAAACGGACUCUGCCUGUUCUGUGGCACCAGAGUCUGCUAACGCUGGUGCAGCGCUACAAGGCUGAUCUUUCCUCUGAACAGAAAGGGGCACUGCUGGAGCUGCUGAAGAUUCAGAACCACUCACAGAUAUCACUGGAAAUCAGGCGAGAGCUUCAGAACGCAGAGGGCAGGGAUGCGGAGGAUGCUACGCCAGUGAUGGCCAUAGACUGAGAAUAAAAAGAAAUGGGUUUAAAAUGGACUGGUUUGUUCUGUUCACACUUUUACGAAUUUUUGAACAGAAAUAGUGCUAAGAUUACAAACAGUGAAUGGAAGGAAACAGCUUGCAGGCCUUUGGCAUUGUGUUGUUUUGCAUAUAUUUGAAAUUCUCCAAUUCUCCAAUCUCAUUCUGUAAUAAACUAUGAUUUCAGCAGUGUUUUACA